UCUGGGCGAAGUUGUCGUUUUGCGCCUCAAAAGUUGGAUCAGCUCGCGAGCAGUUUCCUUGCCGACGGAAGGAGCUCCCGGGCCGCCUUCUGACCCGCUGCACUUGCUGCGGCUCAGUUUACUCGCUUUCCUCGGAGAGUGCCUUCAUUUAACUAGACAUUGUGCUGAAUAAGUUCAUUCGUGAAGCCAAAAACAAUCUGAAAGAAAAACAACGCGCAUGCGUUGUCCAAGGAACUCCUUUUAUCAGAAGUUUGUGUCGAGCUUGGGAAGGAAAGUCACCUGGAGAGAGAAUCCGGAUAAGGAAUGGAAGUACUUCCUAACGCCUGACCGGUUCCAAGAGCAGAGUCCCCUUCUUUACAGAGGAUUCUAAUUUAGCCAAAAGUGUGGUUCCAAGGAGACGACAUGAACUUAGAGCAGUUAGCUGAGCAAGCUGGAGAAGCUCCUCUGGAUCUCAAUCACCCAUUUUAUGAUGUGGCAAGACAUGGAAUAGUCCAGGUAGCAGGUGAUGAUAAUUAUGGAAGGAAACUUGUUAUUUUUAGCUGCUGUCGAAUGCCUCCUUCCCAUCAACUCAACCACCGGAAGUUGCUAGAAUACCUGAAGUACACACUGGAUCAGUAUGUUGAGAGUGAUUACAUUCUAGUUUACUUUCACUAUGGCCUGAAAAGCAGCAACAAGCCAUCUUUAAGCUGGUUGCAGAAUGCCUACAAGGAAUUUGACAGAAAGUACAAGAAAAAUCUCAAAGCUCUUUAUGUUGUACAUCCAACAAACUUUAUCCGAGUUCUCUGGAAUAUUUUUAAGCCACUUAUAAGCCAUAAAUUUGGAAAGAAGGUUAUUUAUGUAAAUUACUUAAGUGAACUAAGAGAACAUCUCAAUUAUGAUCAACUCAUCAUUGCCCCAGAAGUGAUCAGAUAUGAUGAAAAAUUGAGAGCUUCCCAAAAGGGAGGAGUGCCCCAACCAACAAGGACUCCCCCACCCCGACCUCCCCUUCCGCAGCAGCAGUUUGGAGUUAGUCUGCAGUAUCUCCGAGACAAAGGAAAUGGAGAACUUAUUCCUCUGGUAAUGAGGCAGACAGUGCAGUUCCUGAAACAAAAUGCACUUCAAACUGAAGGAAUAUUUAGACGAUCAGCAAACGUUCAGAUCAUAAAGGAAAUCCAGAAACAAUAUAAUCUGGGAAAACCCAUCACAUUUGAAGAAUAUGGCGAUGAGCACAUUCCUGCUGUUAUCUUAAAAACUUUCCUCCGGGAGCUUCCACAGCCACUUCUAACCGCUCAGAUUUAUGAUCAGGUCCAAAGCAUUGCAACUGUUGAAAGCAGUCUGCGUGUAACUCGCUGCAAGCAAAUAAUGCAGAAACUUCCAGAACAUAACUACAUUGUUGUGAAGUACUUGAUGUGCUUUCUUAACAUGGUAUCCCAAGAGAGCAUUUUUAAUAAAAUGAACCCCUCAAACCUGGCAUGUGUCUUUGGAGUGAACCUUAUCUGGCCCCCAAAAGGACCUGCAACACUGCAUGCCCUUCCCCCAAUAAACAUGUUUACUGAGCUACUUAUUGAGUACUAUGGCCAAGUUUUCAGCUCCAGGAUUCUGCCCAAUGAGGUGUUACCAUAAAUGCACUUCAAAAACUGCAAAUAACUUUGACCUAUGACUAUUACCAUCUCUAAGAAUGUGGAGAACAAGUGCAAGAGAAUGGCACCACCUGCAACUUCCCUUCCAAGCCAUACACCAUUCUGACUUAGAAAUAUAUUUGUGGCACUUCAUCAUCACUGCAUCCAAGUCCUGAGGUUUCCUACCCAGCAGUACAGUGGAGUAUCUUCAUCAGAUGGACUGCUGCUGUUCAAAUUGCAGCUAGUAUUACUACGUUCUCAAGUUUGGAUGAAAAAUGCUGGUCUUGCCAGACAUCCACAUACAUCAAAUGAAUUUAAAGAAAGACCCUCAUUCUUUACCAAGGUGCACAGCUGAAGAACACUGGAUAGGGAUCAGAGUUAUAAUGCAUUCCUGCCCAUUUUUGCUCAUGUCACAUCUUCUGUUGGAUGUCACUUUAUAAUGUUGGCUAUUAUAGAACAAGACAAUAGAACCGUGGAAUAAAGGAGGCCAUUCAUCUCCCGUCAAUGCCAACUCUCUGCUGAAAUAAUCCCAAACUAAUUUGGCUGCCCUGCCCUCUCCCCAAAAUUGUAUCUUUCUCAAUUUCACAUGUUCUAUUUUUUUUUCUUUAAAAGGCAAUGGUUUUCACUUCAGUUACUACCCUGACAAAUUGAAUUUCCCCUAACUUAGUGAGAUUUUGAAAUGGUGACCUGUUGACACCAACCCAGGUAAGCAGUCCAAUCAAGGGCAACCCAAAUUAGAACCCCAACUGUCCUCUCCAAUCCUGCUAAAAUAAUUCUGAAACGUCAACUCCCUCAUGUCUAGAAGCAUUAUCCCUGAUUCUAUUCUGUACAUAUCCUUUAACUUAAAAGCCUCUUUGAUAAAGAAAAUGUCUAAAACUGUGCACAACAGUAUGACUAAAGUCUUAACCAGUACUUUGGACUAAUUAUUCCUGUUCUUGUAAUGACAACUUAGGAACCACAUCAUUUUACAGUAUGUAUUUGUAACCUGACACUUUGCAGCAAGUAAAACAAAUUGCUGCAUUAUCUCAUACUAUAAGCCUAAAUUUUAGUCACUGACUCAUGUGAUAUCUUAAUCAAACUUCUUUAAAAUAUCUAUAUACAUUACCUUUUUAUCCCCUUUGCAGACAACUUGAACACUUCUAACGAAGUUACAUUUAAUCAAGCCGAACUUGUCUUGAACCAUGCUGGUUUACUUCAAUUAUUUAUAAAUACUCACUAAAUUAAACUCAAAUUAUGGAUUCUGAAAGUCUGUCCAGAUGUGACACUACAUCACCUUGUUUACCGUUAUCUAGCUUGUUGUCCUCUCCCUUUUGAACCUAUAUUAGAUUCACCAUUGGAACUAAUCUCUCUCUUUGCUGACUUCAUUCAACAACUUGAGAUGCAUUCCACUAAGACUUGGUGACCAUCCAUUUAGGCCUGGAUUUUUAAUUUUAGAACUUAUUUUUAAAGUUUCUUUAGUGCAGUAAUGUUUAAUAAUUGUCAUAUAUUGUGGGCUUCUGCUUUGAUCAUUAGCGCUUUGGUAAUGCUGCAGGAUCACAAAAUGCUUCAACUUCCACUCUGAGGAGUGAAAUAGUCAAAUCAAAAAGAAAAAGUUGACACGUAAUGCCACACCUCAGAUUUCCAAUGUCUGCAGUUUGUUUUUGAUUUUAUUAGUAGGCAGAAGUGACUAUCAUGAAAGCUACCUGCUCUUUAAGCUGCUGCAAAUAUCUAAAUCACAGCUGCAGCUACUCCCCGAGCCUUUCAUUCAAAAGCAACAAGAUUCCAAAUAGGAAAACAUUCAUACUUUCAAGACUGGAGGCAACCAUAUAGUACACUGGAAAUGAAUUCAAUUCCUCUCAUCCAAAACCACCUUCUACAAG
Pristis pectinata (smalltooth sawfish) is the source of this 3457-nucleotide messenger RNA. Its product is annotated as rho GTPase-activating protein 8-like. Gene Ontology annotation, cellular component: cytoplasm. The transcript has 14 exons. The coding region runs from base 403 to 1602 and encodes 399 amino acids. The record is from RefSeq and is a predicted model, not a curated record. Gene Ontology annotation, molecular function: GTPase activator activity. Gene Ontology annotation, biological process: small GTPase-mediated signal transduction; negative regulation of endocytic recycling. Lineage: Eukaryota; Metazoa; Chordata; Chondrichthyes; Rhinopristiformes; Pristidae.